Molecule: messenger RNA, 3046 nt
Organism: Spathaspora passalidarum NRRL Y-27907
Lineage: Eukaryota; Fungi; Ascomycota; Pichiomycetes; Serinales; Debaryomycetaceae
Product: sugar porter family MFS transporter
Exons: 1
Coding region: 29-1594 (521 amino acids)
Biological process (GO): carbohydrate transport; transmembrane transport
Cellular component (GO): membrane
Molecular function (GO): carbohydrate:proton symporter activity
Source: RefSeq, a predicted model, not a curated record
AUCGCUACUUUCAUAAGCACGCUACACAAUGGGUAUUGAAGAAAGUUUAUUCUUACAAAAGUUUAUUAACUUUGGUGAAAAGAAGGCUGGUUCAACCACCAGAAGUAUCUUGGUUGGUUUGUUUUCUGCGUUUGGUGGAUUUCUUUUUGGGUAUGACACUGGUACUAUUUCCGGUAUUUUAGCCAUGGAUUUCGUAAAACAUCAAUUUCCAGCCAAUAGACUUUCAGCUGAACCAUUCUUCACUGCAAGUGAAAGUUCCCUCAUUGUUUCAAUUUUAUCUGCCGGUACUUUUAUUGGUGCUUUGUCUGCUCCACUCUUUUCAGAUAGAAUCGGUCGUAAGUGGACUUUGAUUUUGUCUUCAUUGAUUGUUUUCAACUUGGGUAUCCUUUUACAAACUAUUGCUGAAGCUAUUCCACUUUUGGUGGCUGGUAGAUUCUUUGCUGGUUUAGGUGUUGGUUUAAUCUCUGCUGUUGUUCCUUUGUAUAUUGCGGAAACGACUCCCAAAUGGAUCAGAGGUGCUAUUAUUUCAUGUUAUCAAUUGGCUCUCACUUCUGGUUUGUUGAUUGCUGCUUGUGUCAACAAAGGAACUUCUGAAAGACAAGAUUCUGGGUCUUAUAGAAUUCCAAUUGCUCUUCAAUUUGCUUGGGCUCUUAUCUUGGGUGGUGGUAUGAUCUGCCUUCCUGAAACUCCAAGAUUCUAUAUUUCCCAAUCUAAUGAAGAUAAAGCUAAGAAUUCGUUGAGAAGAUUGAGAAAGCUACCUGUAGAUCAUCCUGAUUUGCUUGAAGAAUAUGAUGAAAUCAAAGCCAACUUUGAAUUUGAAAUGCAAUUUGGUAAAGCUACCUGGUUAUUAGUUCUCAAAAAUGUUAACAGACAACAUCACAGAUUGUUUGUUGGGGUUGCGAUUCAAGCGCUCCAACAAUUGACUGGUAUUAAUUUCAUUUUCUACUUUGGUACUCAAUUCUUUCAAAGUUCCGGUAUUAAAGACCCAUUUCUUGUGCAAUUGGCUACUAACAUUGUUAAUGUGGGUAUGACCUUCCCUAGUAUUGCAUUGAUUGAUAUUUUGGGUAGAAGAAGCAUGUUGUUGGCUGGUUCGGUAGUUAUGGCAGUUUCUCAAUUGAUCGUUGCUAUUGUUGGUGUUGUCAGUGAUUCCCAGGCAGCUAAUCAAUGUUUGGUUGCAUUCUCGUGUAUUUUCAUUGCAGGUUUCGCAUCAACUUGGGGACCUCUUUGUUGGGCCGUUGUUGCUGAAAACUUUGCUAUUAAUGUCAGACAAAAGUCGGUUGCUCUUUCAGUUGCUUCUAAUUGGAUCUGGAACUUUGCUAUUGGUUACGCAACUCCAUAUAUGGUUGACUCUGGUCCAGGUAAUGCCAACUUGGGAUCUAAAGUCUUCUUUAUUUGGGGUGGAUGUAAUGUUAUUGGUUUCAUAUUCGUUUACUUUUUUGUUUAUGAAACUAAGGGGUUGACUUUGGAGGAAGUGGAAGAAAUGUAUAUGAAGGUUGACAAAGCUUGGAAUUCUACUAAGUUUGUGCCAAGUGGAAUCCAUGAAGCUAGUUCUUCAAUCGAAAAAACAGAGACUGAACAAAUCGAAAAGGUUUAAUCUUAUAUUCCAUUUUACAAGUUUAAUUAUCGCAUAUAAUCCAAUAUAUGCUGUGUAUAUUGAUAUUCAUUGAUCUAUUAAUGGCGCGUUAUACUCUUUACUCUUAUAAUCCCAAUAAAACGUAACUUCAUUAGGGGAAUCUUCGGGAACACUACAUUGUUGCACGAAAUUAACACCCUCUAGCCUUUUGUUGAGAAUCUCAAACAAUUGGUUCAUCUCACAAGAAAACCCUGGCCCAUUGCUGCAAUUUGGAUAGGGAACCACGGCAUCAUUCAUAAUGAAUCUAAUAAAAUAUUCUUCACCGCACUUUAAUUUCUCUGUAUAUACUCUCGCUGCUUGUGGGAAUAAUUCUGCCGCAUUAUACAUGUUAGGAAACGGCACAUAGUCAGUAGGUAAGUCUCUUGAUGGUAUAAUUAGACCUAAGGAGGUUAAGAAUAUUUCCAUAUCUGAAUCAUGGGUGAACGAGAGCCAAAUUUUAUUCUCAUCUUUCAAAAGUUUCAUAAAUGCUUGCACCAAAGGUGAUCCGACCACUUUGGAAUAUGGAUUUCCCUCGCCUAUCGAGUUGUAGUUGUAUAAAUCGUUCCGAUAUCCAUCUUUAAUAAACUCGUCGUUUUUGAACAAGUUGCAAAAUGGUGAGCUGCCACGCACAUUUAUUUCAAAGGCACACCAUAGAAAUAAGGAUUGAACCUGUUGAGUAGAUAAUGGUAAUUCUGGAUUGGAUUUUUGUAAUCUGGUUAAAAUGUCUUGCAAAUAAGUCCUGUCAUACUGGUUGAUUUUAUCUGUAUUCACAUGCUCGUCUAACUUAGGACAAGCAUACCUCGGCGUCAACGAAUUGGCCCCCAUUUUACCAUCCUCAUCGACAAUCACAAACUUGGCUUUGCUGAUAUCACCCAAGAAUCCUUCUGUGAAGUAUUGAGCACUUUUAUGUACACGACCAGAAUUGCUAGUAAAUACGACCAAGUCUUUGUCAUACAAGGAGCCAUACUUCUCUCGAAAGAGUUGGCCAUGACGAAAUUCUGUCGUUGUCCCUGAAUAUGGACCUUUUGAGUUAUUAACAUCUGUCUCCUUUUCGUAGUACUCCUUAUCCGAUACAAAGUACGUAUAAUCAUUGAGAAAUUCCAACUCUCCUUGAAACUUAUGAGGAUAUUCCUCAAACACUUUCAUUACAGACUCAAAAAAUACACCAUCUCGUUUAGAAGGAUAUCGUUCACCAUGUCGUGAUAGCAAAUGCACUUGUUCGAUAGAACACUCUUCUGGGAUUGAAGUGGAUAUACCAAACCCUGUGCGUUGUCUAUAUGGUGCAGAACCACCUAAAUAUUUGAUGAUGUUGUACUGUUCAGUAGAUGCUUGUUGUGGUGAUGCAACAUCUUGGAAUAUGGACUGACCUGCUAAUAGCAAGCUUGGAUUGAGUUUUACUGAAACCAUGGGACCAUGGUUGGUUGUUACCACCAC